Messenger RNA from Hipposideros armiger (great roundleaf bat), 5263 nucleotides. It is a transcript of the gene NLRP1, whose product is annotated as NLR family pyrin domain containing 1. Bases 138 to 3473 code for a protein of 1111 amino acids. NCBI's taxonomy places the organism in Eukaryota, Metazoa, Chordata, Mammalia, Chiroptera, Hipposideridae. The transcript has 13 exons. Gene Ontology annotation, cellular component: cytoplasm. The record is from RefSeq and is a predicted model, not a curated record. Gene Ontology annotation, molecular function: protein binding. Gene Ontology annotation, biological process: inflammatory response; regulation of apoptotic process; regulation of inflammatory response.
UCCUGUUUGUCCCAGAGCCAGUAUAAGUCCUGGGUUGUUCCUCUUCUUUCAACACCCCACUUCCUGUCAGCAUUGCAGCUCAAGGCUUGGUCCCAGGAGUCCAGGUCCCAGGAGAGGGAAGUUGAGGAGCUCAGAACAUGAACACCCCCAAAAGCCCCCCAUCUGGGGCAGAGAUGUCCGGUACAGCUGACAUAGUCAGUGGAGCAGAGAUGGCCAGUACAGUCCAGCAGUGGCUGGCGCAGACGUUGGAGGUAAUGAGCAAGGAGGAGCUGAAGGAGUUCCAGCAGUGGCUGCCUGAUAAAAAACCCUGGGAGCCCUCUCCCAGUGGGACCUCAGCUCAACCAGAGAAGGCCAGCAGCAUGGAGGUGGCCUCACGCAUGGUGGCUCAAUACGGGGAGCAGCGGGCCCUGAACUUGGUACUCCACACUUGCCAGCAGAUGAACUUGAGAAAGAUGUUAGGUCAAACCAAGCACCUGGUGGUCUUUGAGUCAGUACUGCAUGGGGUUGCUGGAAUCGGAAAGUCAACACUGGCCAGGCAGGUGAGGAGAGAAUGGGAGGAGGGCCGGCUGUACAGGGACCGCUUCCAGCAUGUCUUCUACUUCAACUGCAAAGAGCUGGCCCAGUCCGAGGCAAUGAGUCUCACUGAGCUCCUCAUGAAGGACUGGACUGGCUCUGCAGCUCCCAUUGAACAGAUCCUGUCUCAGCCGGAGCAGAUGCUCUUCAUCCUUGAUAAUUUAGAUGAACCAAAGUGGGACUUGAAAAAAGAGAGCUCUGAGCUCCAUUUGCACUGGAGCCAGCAGCAGCAGGUGCCCAUACUCCUGGGAAGUUUGCUGGAGAAAACCUUACUUCCCAAGGCAUCCCUGCUGAUCACAGCUCGGACCACACCAGUGAUGUGGAAGCUCAUCCCUUCUUUAAAGCAGCCACGCUGGGUGGAAGUCCUAGGGUUCUCUGAGUCUGCCAGGAAGGAAUACUUCUACAAGUAUUUCACACAUGAAACCCAAGCGAUUAGAGCCUUUAGCCUGGUUCAAUCCAACCAGGCACUCUUGACCACGUGUCUAAUGCCCUUGGUGUCCUGGCUGGUCUGCACUUGCCUGAAGGAACAAAUAGAGCAGGGGCAGGAACUGUCACUGACAUCCCAAACCACCACAGCCCUCUGUCUGCAUUACUUUUUCCACAUCCUCUCAACUCAGUCUAUCGGGACUAAACUGAGGGACUUCUGCUCUCUGGCUGCUGAGGGCACCCGGCAAGGAAAGACCGUGUUCAGUCUCGAGGACCUCGGGAAACAUGGGUUAGAUGGGGCCAUUGCCUCUACACUCUUAAAGAUGGGUGUCCUUCAGAAGCACCCUACCUCUCUGUGCUACAGCUUCAUUCACCGGUGUUUCCAGGAGUUCUUUACAGCAAUGUCCUGGGUGUUGAUGACUAAAGAGGAGGAAGACAUAACGGAUAUGAUAUGUCUUGGUAUAUGGGAUCAAUUGCAUAUGGUACAUGGGAUAGAUUUUCAUACACCAUUUGGGACACCAACCACAUGUUUCCUAUUUGGCCUCUUGAGUGAGCAGGGGCUGCGAGAGAUGGAGAACAUCUUCAAAUGCAAUCUAUCUCAGGAAAGGCAUAGAGAUCUGCUGCAGUACACUAGAAGGGAGCUCUGCUUAAAACAUUCCGCCCCACCACCUUAUUCUUGGCAUUUGCUCCAUUGUAUGUAUGAGUUCCAGGACGAGAAGUUUCUGAGAGAAACAAUGGCCAACUUCCAAGGAAUGACAGUGAACGUCGAAAAUGACAUGGAGCUCCUGAUGUUCACCUUCUGCUUUAAAUUCUGUUACUGCAUGAAGCUUCAACUGAAAGAGGGUGGACAGUACAGAGAAGCACAGAGGCCCCCUGGUGUCAUUCUGUCCAGCUGGGUCCCAUUCACAGAUGCCUGGUGGAAGAUUUUCUUCUCCAUUCUCAAAGUCACUGGAAGCCUGAAGGAGUUGGACCUGAGUGGAAACUUCCUGAGCUGCUCUGCAGUACAGAGUCUUUGUGAGGCCCUGAAAUGUCUUCACUGCCACCUGGAGACCCUGAGGUUGGCCAGCUGCAGCCUCACAGCAGAAGGCUGCAAGGACCUUGCCUGCGGGGUGAGUGCCAGCAGCACCCUGACCGACCUGGACCUGAGCUUCAACAUGCUCCUGGACGCCGGCGCUGAGCACAUUUUUCCGAAGCUGAGACAGCCAAGCUGCAAGCUGAGGCGACUGCUGCUGGUCAGCUGUGGCCUCACGUCCAGCUGCUGCCAGGACCUGGCAUCCAUGCUCAGUGCCAGCCCCAGCCUGACAGAGCUUGACCUGCAGCAGAAUGACCUGGGUGAUUUCGGCUUCAGGCUGCUCUAUGAAGGGCUCAGGCAGCCUACCUGCCGACUUAGGCUCUUGUGCCUGGACCAGUCUCAGCUGAGUGAGGAGGUGACACAGAUUCUGAAAACCCUGAGGGAGGAGAAGCCUCAACUGCUCAUCUUCAACAGAUGGAAGCCAAGUCUGACGAUCCAGAAGGAGGCCCCAUGUGGAGGAGAUAUGAGUGAUGACGAAUCUACACUCAGAUGGCAGGAAUUAGAAUCAGGGGACCUGCACGUGCAGCUUGUGGACACUAAAAAUGACUUCUUGGGCCCCACAGGGCCUGUGGCUUCGGAGGUAGUUGACAAAGAGAGGAGCCUGUACCGAGUUCACUUCCCUGUCGCUGGCCCCCACUACUGCUCCAACAUGGGUCUCCGCUUUGUGGUGAGAUGGCCAGUGACCAUUGAGAUUGAAUUCUGUGCCUGGGACAAGUUCCUAAACAAGACUGCCAUACAGCACAGUUGGAUGGUUGCAGGACCUCUUUUUGAUAUCAAGGCUGAUCCAGGAGCCGUGGCAGCUCUGCACCUCCCUCACUUUGUAGAACUGCAAGGGGGUCAUGUGGACAUCUCCCGGUUCCAAGUGGCCCAUUUUAAAGAGGAGGGGGUACUCCUGGAAAAACCAGCCAGGGUGGAGCCGCAUUACAUAGUCCUGGAAAACCCCAGCUUCUCUCCCAUGGGAGUUCUGCUGAGAGUGAUCCGUGCUGCCCUCUACACCCCUGUCAUCUCCAACGUGUUGCUCUACCAUCGCCCACUGUUACAGUUGUUUCUUCCUAUCUGUUUUCCUCCAGGAGACCUCAGACCUGCAUCUACUCCCAUUUCUCCAGGCCUGAGAGAUGCCCCAACCUUGCCACACUUUGUGGACCGGCAUCGAGAGCAGCUGGUGGCUCGAGUGACAUCGGUGGACUCUGUCCUGGACAAGCUGCAUGGACGGGUGCUGAGCGAGGAGCAGUAUGAGAGGGUGAGGGCCGAGCCCACCAACCCAAACCAGAUGCGGAAGCUGUUCAGCUUCAGCAAGUCCUGGGACUGGGCCUGUAAAGAUCAACUCUACCGAGCCCUGAAGGAGACCCAUCCUCAUCUAAUUGUGGAACUCUGGGAGAUGCAGGAGGAUAUGAUUGUGUGAGCCCUGCACAACCACAGCACCUGAGGUGUGAACAGCUGCUUAUGAGUCCUGGUUCUGCUGACCACUCUUUGGGUUUCAGCUUCUUCGUCUCUAAACAUGUUGCAACCUGAGUUGCCUUCUAGCCGUAAAGUUAUGGAACUUUGAUGAUGCAUUUGCUGGGCAUGCUAUGUCCAUGCCAUGGAUGCCAAACGGUCCCCCAGACUGCCUCCCUUGGCAUUCACAGGACAGCUGUCCAAUGGGAUGACAGCAUCUCAGAGAAUGUCCACCUGUAGCUGGCAGGACAUCUGCAGACCGUGCAGAAACCUAACUCAAGAGCCUCAUGUAGUGGUGACCACAGCCCAGCCUAGAGCCAUCCCUGUGCCAUCCAGAUAGAAGUAAGAAAAAAGAGGGAGUGGGACUGGACAUGUCCAGCUGCAGAAAGAUAAUGGAAAUGGACACCUUAAGAGUUUUGAAUGGCUGGUGAAUAGGAGAAAACAACAGGUUUAGUUUUCAUUGUCCAUGUUGCACUUGGUUUUUCUAUUAGUGAAUUGUGCUUUGUUGUUUCUGAAGUCUAGGUGAAUUGCUAGAGCCAUGAGAGGGGUGAAGAAGGAGAUUACAGGGGAAAUGCAGCCUAGGUUUUAGCUUAGAUGCCUCCUUCUGUGGAAAGUGACUCCAUGCCCUGCACCUGGCUUAGGUACCACUGUCUUGUGCCCCUGCAGCACCUUUUGUCCACACCCCAUCAGACCACUCAGCACAUGACAUUGUCCCUCUUGUGUCAUUGCUGGUCUCUCCCCCACUAGAUCUUUAGCUCCCUGAAGGCAGGAGCCAUGACUGCUUUGCUCAUCAGUUUAUUCCCAGUGCCCAGGGCAGUGCCUGGAACGUGGUGGGUAUUAAGUGAGGACUUAUGAGUAAGUAAAUGGUAGAGAAACAUUCCCCAGAUACAUCCUUUAAUUCCUUUCCUGGCCUCCAUACUGUAUUAAUCCAGGGGUACACACUAGUAACAAUUUCCCAGUGAGUAGGCCACCCCAUUGGACUCAGUGAAUCAGUAAUCUUAGAAUUUCAACUAUUGUUGUUGAAACAUUUAUACCAAUGUUGUUCUCAACGUGUAAGAGCAAAGCUUCCCUCAGGCUGCCUGAGCCUAAGACACAGUGGCCCAAGUUGAUUGCGCCUCCCUCUCCGUCACCCUCCUCCCUCAGAAUCACAUUCCUGCCAUCCGCUUGGGCCUCCCCCUGUCCUUAGCCUCCACCACACAGCCUAGGGUGUCUCUUCUUUGUCCUCCCUGACUCUGAGGUCAAUCUGUCAGUGAAAUGAGGUAACUCAGGUAUGAGCUCAGAUCAGUGUUCAGCUCAGAGCACAUAGUGAGUAUACAACAAGCAGCAGGUAUCGCCUGGUGUCACUGCUCCCUGGGUGUGUGAGAGGGGUCAGCAUAUCUCUCAACCUCCCACAACUGCUCCCAAAAAAAUCAAUAGGGGCAGUGCACAAAAAUCAAGAAACUCAUGAAUGAAAAGCCCCACUGUUGUGGCAGCAUCCCAGUUGCUUCAUAAGCACGUGCAGAGGUGCCAAUUUAUGGACCCUUUGACUUUUGCUCAGGUCACAUUGCUAACGUGUUCGGUACAUUUUGCUGACUCUGUCAGGACCUUCCUCUGGAUGAGAGAGUUCCUGAACUAUGGUUCCCAGCUCCUAGCACUAUCCUCUAGUGAAAGUGGAGUCCAUCAGGACACCCAGACUUGAAAAGGAAGUUCUUUGCCUAAGAUCCAGGGAAGUGUGCUGCUUUCUGGUUCCAGGUAGGAUAAGCCUGUGCAGAAGGCAUG